AUGGACAAAGACAAUCUAACUGUGCUGAAUGAAUUCAUUCUGAUGGGAAUCACAGACCGCACUGAGCUGCAGGCUCCAUCGUUCGGGCUGUUCCUCAUCAUCUACGUGAUCUCAGUAGUGGGCAACUUGGACAUCAUCAUCUUCACCAAGAUAGACUUCAAACUUGAAACACCCAUUGAACUAUUCACUCUGUCAGCAAUGUCUUAUGACCGCUAUGUGGCCAUUUGUAACCCUCUGCUCUACACAGUCAUCAUGUCACAAAGGGUUUGCCAGGUGCUGGUUGUAAUCACCUAUCUCUAUAGCACAUUUGUUUCUCUUCUCAUCACCAUAAAGAUAUUUAAUUUAUCCUUCUGUGGUUAUAACGUCAUCAGUCAUUUCUACUGUGACAUUCCCCCCUUGUUCUCUUUGCUCUGCUCAAACACACAUGAAAUUGAAUUAAUCCUUCUGGUCUUAGUAGCUUUUGAUUUGAUUUCGUCUCUCCUAAUAGUUGUUGUUUCUUACCUGCUGGUUCUUGUAGCCAUUAUCAGAAUGAACUCAGCUGAGGGCAGGUACAAGGCCUUCUCUACCUGUGGAUCCCACCUGACAGUGCUGGUAGUGUUCUACGGGACUUUAUUCUUUACAUACAUUCAGCCCAAGUCCAAUCACUCUUUUGACACUGAUACAGUGACUUCAAUAUUUAUACUCUGGUUAUUCCAAUGUUGA
This is a messenger RNA of Loxodonta africana (African savanna elephant), 702 nucleotides long. Its product is annotated as olfactory receptor 8K3-like. Gene Ontology annotation, molecular function: olfactory receptor activity; odorant binding. Lineage: Eukaryota; Metazoa; Chordata; Mammalia; Proboscidea; Elephantidae. Gene Ontology annotation, biological process: G protein-coupled receptor signaling pathway; sensory perception of smell. The record is from RefSeq and is a predicted model, not a curated record. The coding region runs from base 1 to 702 and encodes 233 amino acids. The transcript is spliced from 2 exons. Gene Ontology annotation, cellular component: membrane.